This is a messenger RNA of Echinococcus granulosus, 648 nucleotides long. RefSeq lists its product as hypothetical. Lineage: Eukaryota; Metazoa; Platyhelminthes; Cestoda; Cyclophyllidea; Taeniidae. Bases 1 to 648 code for a protein of 215 amino acids. The transcript has 3 exons. The record is from RefSeq and is a predicted model, not a curated record.
AUGGAGCGUACUGAGCUUUUGGAAUCCCUUCUUGAAGUAUCAACCAACGAAUACUAUGCUCAUCAGUUAAAAGACGAACUUGGUCGAUAUUUUAAUGUCAUGACAGGUGUUGUCGUAGAGUCGGCAAACUUACUCUCUCCACAGAACUUGGAGUGUCAUGGACGCCUGUGCUACCUCUCCGAUGAUAUGUUGGUCACUGCCCUCCUUGUUUUAUGCGAUGUGAGUGAUGCUAUUGAAGAUGAGGAUCGAUGCACACUCCCACCUCCCAUUCGCGAGGCCUACGAUUCAAAGACUGCAAAAAGAGAAUCCGACGCCUUAGUUAAAACCACGAUUUGUGAGGCCUUGUUGCAGCUAUGUUCAACUAAAACUGGACGCCAGUACCUUCGGAGUCUUGGGGUUUACUUCAUUCUGCGCGAAAUGCAUCGUCACGAGUGUGCCGUCGAGCAAAAUCUUGUUGGAAUAGAAGGAGGAAAUGAGUUACAGACUCAAAAGAAUUUGGUUUUUGUCGUUGAUCAGGUGGUUGAUCAGCUCAUUUGUGAAGAAAGUGAACGUCCGAAAGACUAUUCCAGCCUUCGAGAUGUGCCUAUUGAUAAGGAGACAGAGGAGAAGCUGAACAAAGCCAAGGUUGCGUAUAUUAACUCAACCUAA